This is a messenger RNA of Daucus carota subsp. sativus, 1624 nucleotides long. Its product is annotated as glycosyltransferase BC10. The transcript has 2 exons. Gene Ontology annotation, cellular component: membrane. NCBI's taxonomy places the organism in Eukaryota, Viridiplantae, Streptophyta, Magnoliopsida, Apiales, Apiaceae. The coding region runs from base 169 to 1377 and encodes 402 amino acids. The record is from RefSeq and is a predicted model, not a curated record. Gene Ontology annotation, molecular function: glycosyltransferase activity.
AUUUUGUUGGCUUUAGUUUUGUCUCUGUAUAAACUACAACUAGUAGAGAUCGCAGCGCAUUGUUUUACAUCUAUAAGUCUUGUAAAUUCUCACGUAUAAACUUGGGUCUGGUUCGGUUUGGUUUAAUUUUGAUCUGACGAUCGAAAGCUUGGUUUCAAGAUCAAGAUCAUGAAGAAUCAAAAUCAAGUUUCUACAAACAAGGUAUUUAGCUCCCCAGGGCAAGGAUUUGUUAAUAUUCUGUACUACAUUCUUUUCUUUGCUUUCGGUUUAACUUUUGGAAUUAUAAUCACUUUCUACUCCAAAAGCUUCUCAUUCAAUCUACAAUUCACAAACCUCACCUUCUCAACUUCUUCAUAUACACUUUCACCACCAUUGUCGUCGUUGUCAUCGUCGUCGUUAUCCAGCAGUACUAGUGUUAGUAAAACGGUGAAGAGCCGCACCGGAUUGCAAGAAUUUGUGAAACCACCGAAUGUUAUGCAUGACAUGACCGAUGAAGAAUUGUUGUGGAGGGCUUCGAUGGUUCCGAAAAGAAACGAGUUCCCUGGAGCUGAACCUGCCCCUAAGGUUGCUUUUAUGUUUUUGAUAAAAGAGAAAGUCUCAUUUGCUCCUUUGUGGGAGAAGUUUUUCAAAGGGAAUGAAGGACUUUACUCAAUCUAUGUGCAUUCUGAUCCAUCAUUCAAUCAGUCCAAGACUGAAAGCUCCAUGUUUCGCGAUCGGAGGAUUCCUAGCAAGGUUGUAGAAUGGGGAAAUGCGAACAUGAUUGAAGCUGAACGGCGUUUGUUAGCCAAUGCACUUCUUGAUUUCUCAAACCAGCGUUUUGUUCUGCUAUCCGAAUCUUGCAUUCCUCUGUACAAUUUCUCCACCAUUUAUUCUUAUCUAAUGAAUUCGUCGGAGUACUUUGUGGAGGCAUAUGAUUUGCAAGGCCCUGUUGGACGUGGUCGCUAUAGCUCACUAAUGUACCCACCUAUAAAACUUGAUCAAUGGAGAAAAGGUUCUCAGUGGUUCCAGAUUGACCGUGAAAUAGCCAUUGGAGUCAUCUCUGAUACUACGUAUUUCCCUGUAUUCCAAAAAUAUUGCAAGGGCAUGUGUUAUUCUGAUGAACAUUACCUACCUACAAUGGUGAGCACAAAAUAUUGGGAGAGAAAUUCGAAUAGAACAUUGACUUGGGUUGAUUGGUCGAGAGGCGGCCCUCAUCCAUCGAAGUACUCGGGAUCCGAUGCCACCAAGGACUUUCUGGUGAAGAUGAGGACGGGGAAGCAAUGCAGCUACAAUGGUCACAAAACCAAUGUCUGUUACAUGUUUGCAAGGAAGUUUUUGCCAAGUGCUUUGGAUAGUUUGUUGAGACUUGCACCUCAGGUUAUGCACAUAGACUCAUGAUCAUAACUUAACUUUCAUUUUUACAUGAUUAGGGCACUAAAUCUGUAAUAUAUACUUCCAUGUCAUCUCCUUCCUGCAUUUGAUUUAGUUUUGCAAGUUUGGUGAAGGUACCAAGGCAGCCAUAUGGAGAAGCAAUUUUUAUACAAUUUGUAAAUGAAAAAUAUGAGAAACUAAUAUAAGAAUUGCAUUCACCAACAAUGUAAGUACUCAGAGCUCCUAUGCAAAGUUAUCAGAUUCAAAAGCUUCA